AUGGAGCUCACUGAGAACGCGAAGCCAAACUCAUUAAAGAGAAGCUUCGAUAGCUUCAAUUCGUCCCAGCAUGAAACUACUGAACCCAUGGAUACAGACACUGCCUUUGCACCCAGCGACUAUGAUAUGAAGGUGUUUGAAGUGGCAAUGAGAAGGAAUACUAUAGCACUGAUCGAUGCUGGGCCGAGGAAAAAUUUGUUUGUGGCCCGGAUCAUAAGAGAAAUUGGGAAAUCUUUGAAGGAUAAUGCUGGUGGCAAAAGGCUGAUUGUUUUCUUGGUCCCUACGCAAUAUGAGGAGAUAAAAUCUCGUACAGAGCUUCAUGUGGAUGAAUACUAUGGAGCUCGAGGGGUUGAUGGGUGGACCCGUGAAAACUGGGAGAAAGAAAUCCAUGAGCAUGAUGUGCUAAUUAUGACUCCUCAAAUUUUCUUGAAUGCUUUGAGGAAGUCACUACUCAGUUUCAAAACAUUUUGCUUCAUUAUCCUUGACGAGUGUCAUCGAGCUACAGGCAAACAUCCUUACGCAAGAAUAAUGGAGGAAUUCUAUCAUAAAUGUACUAAAAGACCUAAGAUCUUAGGGAUGACUGCCUUGUCGAUGAUCAGAAAAGGCUUCUCGCCCAUUAAUAACUCCAAGGAGCAUAUAGUAAAGCUUGAACGUCUAUUGGAUUGCCGGGUAUAUAUGCUAGAAGACGAGGUUGAAGUUGAGGAAUGUAAACCCACAAUCAAGCCAAUAUGUAGAUUUUAUGAACCAAUGCAGCCUGCCUAUUUGGAAUUGAAAGCAAAAUUGCAAAAUUCAUGGUCUAAGUUUGAUGCAGUUUUGCUUGGGUUGAAAAAGUCUCUGCCAGAUCAGUACACAGAAAGGAGCAGUGAAUAUAAACAGCUGCUGGAAAAACUGUCCAAUGAGUACACUGGAGUUCUGUUCUGCCUUGAGAAUCUGGGCCUACUAUGUUCUUAUGAGGCUGUCAAAGUCUGCAUGGAAACUGCGCCAGCAGUUCAAGAAGAAUGUGAGGUUUAUAAGGAAAGUCUUGUGGAAUAUGAAAAAUUUCUUCAGGAGGCUCUGUUAAUAAUCGAAGGUUCUCACGAGUAUAAGAAGCUUUCAUGUCUUAUGAGUGGCGACACACUAUCUUCUGGCCAAAUAUCUUCCAAACUGCUCGAACUACUUGAACUGAUUAGAUCAUUUGGGAAAGACCAGGAGGCCCUUUAUAUAGUACUUUUUGAAAAAAUAAUAGCUGCUAAAGUAAUUGAAAGAGUGGUGAAGAAAAUUGCCGAUUUUUCCGAUUUAAAUAUAUCAUAUUUGACGGGGAGGAACUUUUCAACUGAACUUCCAUCAAAAGCACAGAAGGUCAAUCUUUUAUUCUCUACUGACAUUAUCGAGGAGGGAAGUCAUGUGGGUAAAUUUUCCUCAGUAAUUUGCUUUGAUUUGCCAAAAACUGUUGGUAGUUAUGUUCAAUCGAGGGGAUUAGCUCGUGAGAAGGAUUCUCAGUACAUCAUCAUGCUUGAGAGUGCUCUUAUUCAGGAGCCGAAAUUCGAGUCCUUGAUGGAUGGGAACUUGUAUAGAUGUAAACUGAUUCUACCUCCUAAUGCGGCUUUUGAAACUGCAAUCGGUCCUUUGGCUCGUAAAUUCGAUUUGUCUAAACAGCUGGCUUGCUUGGAAGCGUGCAAGAAGUUGCACAUGAUGGGAGCCCUUGAUGAUCAUCUGGUUCCUUGCUAUGAUUUGUCUUCAUACAAGGACUGUGCUUCAAAUGAAAAAUCAUCAAAUUCAGGGGCAGGAACAACAAAGAGGAAGGAAUUGCAUGGCUCUGUUACCGUCCGUAAUUUGUCUGGAACUUGGGGAGGCAAACCUAAUUAUGCCAAAUUUCAUGCAUACAAAAUGGACUUUUGUUGUAGUAUUGCUGAGCAAAGAUAUUCGAGUUUUGUACUUUUACUGGAGAUGAAGCUAGAUGAUGAUGUAGGGAAUCUUGAAGUGGAUCUUUACUUGCUAUCAAAAUCUGUUAAAGCUAAUGUUUCUUCAGUUGGCCAAGUGUACCUGAAUCCUCAACAGAUGGAGAACGCAAAAUGCUUUCAAGAACUGAUGUUUAACGGUUUGUUUGGGAAAUUGUUCGUCAAAUCAUCGGGAGAAAGAAAAUUUUUACUUCAAACAGAGGAAUCGUUGUGGGACCCGUCAAACAUGUAUUUACUCUUACCGCUUGAUGACGAAAAUGCCACUGGUGGACAACCAUCGCAGAUCAAUUGGACUGGAAUCGAGUCAUGUGUUUCAGCUGUGGAGUUUUUGACUAAAAAUGCUCUACUGGAUUUUAAACAGCCCAAAACGAACGAUGAUCCUGAUUCAUCGGUUAAUAUAACUGACUUAGUCGUGAAUGAUUCAGAUUGUGAUGUUAUUCACUUGGCGAACACAUCUGCUACAGCCGAUGGCCUCAAGGAAAUGGUGGUUGUAGCCAUUCAUACUGGAAGAAUUUAUUCUAUUCUGAAUACUGUUGAUAAUACGUCUUCUAGAAGCCCGUUUGAAGGAGAUGUUGAUCUGGAGUAUUCAUCAUAUGCUGAUUAUUACAACAAGAAGUACGGCAUUGUCCUCAAGUACCCAGAGCAGCCGUUAGUUCUUCUAAAGCAAAGCCAUAGCUCACAUAAUCUUCUUGUGGACUUUCAAAAUGAAGGUCCCCUGUCGAAAAACAAGACGAAAGGUGGCAAAAAAGUUACCGAGAGGAAGCCACAACAACAUGCUCAUAUGCCACCGGAACUUCUAGUUUCUAUCAAUAUCCGAACAGAUAUUUUAAAGCCAUAUUAUUUGCUACCUUCUCUGAUGCAUCGGCUGGAGUCUCUAAUGCUCGCCAGCCAGCUUAGGGAGGAAAUAUCACGCCAAGCUGGCAAUAUCACUAUAACAAGCUCCUUGGAUUAUGUACGGGAUGUCCCGUUUGAUUCCCGCCGUUGGACAGCGCCAGGUCAGCGCUCGAUAUGGUCAUCCCCAUGCAAACAUGGAGUGGAAACUGCUGAGGUCCCUCUAAACGACAGCAAAUUUUGGAGUGACGAUAUAAAACUUAUGCUCGGGAAGCCUUGCGAUAUGGGCCACCGUUGGAUUUCCUCGAAAACCGUGUCUGAUUGUGUGGAGGCUCUCAUAGGUGCAUAUUACGUGGCCGGUGGUUUUAGUGCCGCCUUUUGUUUCAUGAGGUGGCUCGGGUUUGAAAUCGAAACCGAGCACUCGUUGGUAAAGAAGGCUGUUUGUGCUAGCUCACUGUAUUCUCAUGGGCCUAGAGAUCAGGAGAUUGGAGCCCUCGAGUCGAAGAUUGGAUACGAGUUUGAGACAAAAGGGUUGCUGAUAGAGGCUGUAACACAUGAGAGUGAGCGCGAGCAAGGUUUUUGCUACUCGUACGAGCGGCUCGAAUUUCUAGGCGAUGCCGUGUUGGACGUGCUUAUGACAUGUCAUCUUUACGAAAACAAUAAAAACGUCGAUCCCGGGAUGUUGACUGACUUGCGUUCUGCAUCUGUUAAUAAUGACAACUUUGCCCUUGCUGCCGUACGUUACAAUCUUCACACGCACAUUCGGCACAGCUCAUUGCAUAUCGAUGAUCAAGUAUUAUCAUUUUGUGAGUCUGUGUCCCGCAUGAGUACCGUGGUCCUAACUCCAGAUAAUAAAGCCCCUAAGGUACUUGGUGACUUGGUGGAAAGCAUAGCAGGUGCAGUGCUAAUCGACUCAAAACUCGAUCUUGAUAAAGUCUGGAGAGUCUUCAAACCACUUUUAUCACCGAUUGUGACUCCCGAUAAGCUCGAACUUCCUCCCACUCGCGAGCUUAUUGAAUUAUGCGACUCUCUCGGCUACUUCAUCAAGGAGCAUAUAGCAAGAGGAGAAAUCAUGCAUGCUGUUCUAAAAUUACAACUUGAGGACGUGCUUUUGGAGGGCCAAGGCUCGGGACCCAAUAGCAAAGCCGCAAAGGGAAUGGCAGCAAUUCACUUACUCAAGGAGUUAGAGUCGAGAGGAAUCAAAUCUUCCAAAUCGAGGCAAGAGUUGGAAAAUGUGGAUGGCCCAUUAUCCCCAAGCUCGGCUGAUAAUAACAUAUCGUGUGGAUCUGCCAUGGAAAAGCAGAAACAACUUCAAUUGCAGCCGACGAUAAAAGUAACGAGUGAUAUCGAGAAUGCUGAUAUCCCAGUUUUGCCGCCUAUUGAGAUGAAGAAAGGAGGACCACGAAUCGCGCUCUAUGCCCUCUGCAAGCAACAACAGUGGCCAAUGCCUACUUUCGAGACUACAGAGCAAAAGUCGAGAAAACCUGUCAUCCACAGGACUCCCAUGCAGCUUGGCGACACGAUGGGUUUCAAUAGCUUCGAGUCGAGAAUAAGCUUAACCAUACCCGAUUUUGGGAAAAUCGAGCUCACUGGAGAGGCAAGGGCCGAUAAGAAGAGUUCUUAUGAUACAGCUGCAGUUUUGACGCUUCAUGAACUCGAGAGAAGGGGGAAGAUCACAAUAGCAAAGUCGAAUUAA
Messenger RNA from Striga asiatica, 4464 nucleotides. The record is from the annotation of a GenBank genome assembly. NCBI's taxonomy places the organism in Eukaryota, Viridiplantae, Streptophyta, Magnoliopsida, Lamiales, Orobanchaceae.